Molecule: messenger RNA, 990 nt
Organism: Mangifera indica (mango)
Lineage: Eukaryota; Viridiplantae; Streptophyta; Magnoliopsida; Sapindales; Anacardiaceae
Product: BOI-related E3 ubiquitin-protein ligase 1-like
Exons: 3
Coding region: 95-988 (297 amino acids)
Biological process (GO): regulation of programmed cell death
Molecular function (GO): ubiquitin-protein transferase activity
Source: RefSeq, a predicted model, not a curated record
GUUAAUUUUUAAAGGCUCCCCAGGCGCCACCUCUCUCUCUUUAAGCUCUCAUCUCCUUCUUCUCUGUCACCGAAAAUACAAAAUCUUCAUUUUCAUGGCCGUUGAAGCUCGCCAUAUCGAUCUCUUCCCUUCCCAGCUCAUCUCCCACAGGGAUUUCAUCAAGUCUAAUGAUCAUGUAAACAACAAUUUUUGCAAUACCCAGAUGGAUUUUUACCUUCCUUUUGCUGAAUCAAUGCCCUUUCCUGAUCGAAACUAUCAUUUUCCUAGAAAAAGACUGAGAGAGGAAUAUAGCAAUAAUUGCAAUUCCAUCUAUGAUCUUGAAGGUUGUCGUUCUCAGAAACCAAAGCUUUCUUCUUUCUCAUCGUUUCUCGACGAAGAUAUGGUCUUUCAGUUUCAGCAACAGCAAGAAGAAAUCGAGCGCUACAUUGCGCAUCAUGUGGAGAAAGUGAGAUUGGAGCUUGAAGAACGAAGAAAGUGGCAAUCGAGAACGAUAUUAUCCGCCAUUCAAGAAGCUGUUUUGAAGAAAUUGAGAGAAAAAGAUGAAGAGAUUCAAAGAUUGGGGAAGCUCAACUGGGUUCUUCAAGAACAAAUGAAAUCCCUCUCCGUCGAGAACCAAAUAUUGAGGGAUUUGGCGCAAAGCAAUGAGGCGACGGCGAACGCUCUCCGUUCAAAUCUCGAGCAAGUACUACACCUGCAGGCAGCUCACAUUUCCACAGAGGAACACCACCGCCACGCUGCCGUAGCCACCGAGGAUGACGCUGAGUCAAGCCACGGAAGCAGCGAUUCCGCAGCGGUGGGGUCCACAAACGGGAGGUGGAUGAUGACGACAAUCAUGUGCAGGAGGUGUGGGGAGAAGGAGUCGAGUGUAUUGGUUUUACCAUGCAGGCAUUUGUGCUUGUGUUCGGCUUGCGGGUCAAGCCUUCACGGGUCCUGCCCCGUUUGUCACUCCAUUAUGGAUGCUAGUCUCCAUGUUAACAUGUCUCCGUAAAA